GUCACCACAUUUUUUGUAGUCACUCCCGCCGCAUUUUCACUCUUCUUUAGGCGCCUCCCACCACUGUCCGAUUUGGAGGAAAACCCUAACGCCGUAAAAACAUUAGCUCAGAAGAAGAUAGGCGAUGGAAGCAGGUCUCAGAUCUCGGAAGAGGAAGCAUCAGUCAUCGAUAUCUGAUGGCAUUUUCACCCGAAGCAAGUCACAGGUCUAUGUUCACCGACACAGAUCCGGAUACGCUCGACCCGACUCCGUUCGAAACAGUAACCCUCUCUUGUCGCUUGAAGGGACAACAAGGGCACUUACAAAGCAAGAACCAUGGGGAUUCACGGCUGAUCACGUUACAAGUGGAGUCGCAGUCAAGGAUCUUCGCGCGAGGAGGGUGUUUUCUCCUACAACGAUUACAGACGAGGUUUUGAGUUCUGGAAACGUCGAUUUGAAAGCUGACAUGGGCUUUCAGAAGACGUAUGAUGGAAACCCUAACCCUAACAUGUCUUCUCUUGAAGGCGAUGCUGGUCAUGGUGAUUUGGGGGUUUCUAGCUCUGUUGCCAUCGAUCCGAAACCUACAUCGGAAAAUACAGUGGAUUAUUUUCUGGUUAGUGAGAACAAUGUCAUGGAAGCUGAUCCUGAAAGCGAUGCUGGUCAUGGUAAUUUGGGGCUUUCUAGCUCUGUAGCCUUCGAUCGGAAAUCUAGCUCGGAAAAUAUCGUGGAUUCUUCUCUGGUCAAUGAGAACAAUGUCACUGAAGCUGAUGAGUUUGUUGAGAUGACACCAAGAGUAGCAGAUUCUGAGCAAAACAAGGGGGCUGGAGAAAAGAAUGGUAUCAUUUCUGCUACAAACGAAAUCAGAGAUACCCAAGGUUCUAUGAUUAAGAGCCAAUAUUCGGUGACAAAUCCGCGUAGCAAGAAGAAGGUCUUCAUAAGUUCGAAGUCAUUCAGCUAUAGAAGGUUGCUCCCUUAUUUAACGGAGCUAGGGACAGAUGAUUCUCCAAAUUUUGAGAUAGUAGAGGCGACAUUACCUAAAGUUCAGAAAUCAAGUAACAUGGUUCCCAAUAAAGACCAGGAGGUUGAUACUGCACCAACUAAUAACAAAUCAGGAUUGUCUGAUGCGAUUCAGAAAAGUCAUGAAGACGCUUUUAAUGAAACAAUGGAGGAGUGCCUACAGAUGACACCACCGGAUUCAGACAUCUAUAAUAAACCCAAUCUUGAUAAAACUCCUGAAGUGCUUCAAAAGACAGCAGAUGCUGACACUGUAAAAAAUUUCAGCAAUGAAAACAAUGAUUCUGUCUCAUCGUCCAAUCUGGUACUCAAAUCAUGUUCCAGGAUGAAGAUGCUGCAAACUCCAACAUCCUUUAGUCACAGAAGAUUGCUUCCAUUCUUGAUGAGUGUUUCAGGAGAUGAUUCAGGUGUUUCAAAAAGCAACCAGCUUUCAAAACCUGAGAACACUUCAGAGCAAAACCAACAACCACCAACACCAUCUUUGAUUAAUCAGAGUAUUAUUGUGGAUGAAUCUCAAACCACUGCAGAUGAGAAAUCAGAUUCUCCUACUUCUACUCUGAAUCCAAUUGAAACAUCAUUUGAAAGUACAACAACAGUUGCUCAAGUUUCAAAUGACAAUCUUGUGGAUACUCAUGGACCAGAUACAAAGUUGACCGAGUCAACUUCACAUUCAGACAUGAAGUUACAAGCUGAAGCUGACACUUUGAUGAAGCUGGAACAGGAAUCACCUAUUAAAGAUCUGAAAUUAGUUGAAGUAACAACUUCUAAUCUAGAAAUUGUGCCAAGUGUUGAUACAAAUGACAAUCAGAAGGCAGUUAAUGGAAGCACACAUGAAUCUUUAUUGCAGAUUGCACCACUAAAUACUCCCUUAAUUAAUCGUGAUAUUUCUAAAAAUGGGAUUUUGAAAAGAACCCCAAGAGGAUGCAGAGGGAUCUGCAACUGUUUGAAUUGCACUUCUUUUCGUCUUCAUGCUGAAAGAUCAUUUGAGUUUUCAAGAAACCAAAUGCAUGAUGCUGAAGAGGUUGCAUUGGAGCUCAUCAAUGACAUGAAUUCUCUCAGGAACAUUCUGGAAAGAACUGGUGGUGAUUCUAAUGAGGUGAAAGAAGUGUGUGAAAAGUCAUUGUAUAAGGAAGAAGUAGCAAGGGCAAGAUUGGCACAAAUGAAUGAGGAUCUAAGUUUUCAUUGCAGAAGCAUGACUUUGUUGAGGCCAAAGGUGACAUUUGCGAAUAAGAUUGAAGAAAAAGUUAUUUCAGACAAGAAAAUGAGAAAGGGUGAGAGGUGAAUUGUUGUGUUCUUUGAUGAUUACAGGAAAUGAAUUUGGAUUUGUAAGUUGUAAGCAGAAGAGUCGUCUUCUACAUUUUAUGUGAUACACAGAAUGUUUCAAGUUUAGUUUUGGAUUGCAAUCAUUUUUGUUAUUUCCUUUUUGUUUUAUAC
Lactuca virosa is the source of this 2427-nucleotide messenger RNA. Lineage: Eukaryota; Viridiplantae; Streptophyta; Magnoliopsida; Asterales; Asteraceae. The record is from the annotation of a GenBank genome assembly.